Messenger RNA from Melospiza georgiana, 3188 nucleotides. RefSeq names its product E4F transcription factor 1 (gene E4F1). NCBI's taxonomy places the organism in Eukaryota, Metazoa, Chordata, Aves, Passeriformes, Passerellidae. Gene Ontology annotation, molecular function: DNA-binding transcription factor activity; RNA polymerase II cis-regulatory region sequence-specific DNA binding. The transcript is spliced from 16 exons. The record is from RefSeq and is a predicted model, not a curated record. The coding region runs from base 1 to 2448 and encodes 815 amino acids. Gene Ontology annotation, biological process: regulation of transcription by RNA polymerase II.
AUGGCGCCUGGCGCGCCGCGCUCUCAUUGGCCGCCCGGCCCGAGGGCCCGCCCCCCGCGCGCUGCUAUUGGCCAGGGCGCCCCGGCGCUCGUUCGCCGCCAUCUUGCGGCGCGUUGCGACACGGGGGCCGCGAUGGCAACGGGCGCGGGGCCGGCUGCGCUUACGGCAGAAGCGGCCGGGCCGGGCCGGGGCGCGGCCGCCGCGGGCUCCGGGCCCCCCGCGCCCCCCGCCGCCCUCAUCGGCCUCCAGCCGCCCUUCGGCGAGCAAGACGAGGAUGACGUGCACAAGUGCGGGCGCUGCCAGUCGGAGUUCAGCUCCCUGCAGGAGUUCGUGCAGCACAAGCUGCAGAAGGGCUGCCAGCGCCCUCCCGACCCGCUCGCCGGGCUCCUGGGCCACGAAGGACAAAAGGUGGUUCCUGCUGUCGAGGAGUCCAUCACUGUUGCUCACAUUGUUGUCGAAGCAUCUUCCAUAGCAGAGGAGAUCAGCGACGCCUCGGCCAUCGUAGGCAGUGGGCACAUCAAAGAGGUCAUUGUAGCAGGGGACCAUGUGUUUGAGAACCCGAAUGGCCACGUGGAUGGGGAGGUCAGUGAGGAGCAGGACGCUUCCAGCGAGCUGACCAAGGUCAAGCUGCAGGUGAACAAGGAGGGGCGAUACGUGUGUGAGCUGUGCCAGAAGACCUUUAAAACUGCCAGCAUCCUCAAAGCUCACAUGAUCACCCACAGCAGCAAGAAGGACUAUGAGUGUAAACUCUGUGGGACUUCCUUUAGGACAAAGGGGUCUCUGAUCCGGCACCAUCGGCGGCACACGGAUGAAAGACCUUACACAUGCAAGAAAUGUGGGAAAAGCUUCCGGGAAUCGGGAGCUUUGACUCGGCACCUUAAAUCUCUGACACCUUGCACUGAAAAAAUCCGCUUCAACAUGACCAAAGAAAUAGUUGUCAACAAAGAUGAUCUGCCACCAGGACCCUGCAGCUCCACCGCAGACACAGUGUCCUCCAUAGCGAGCGAAUCCAUCGAGGCCUCCCCUGUCAUCCACUUCGUGACAGAUGCAAAAGGCAACGUGCUCCAUGAGGUCCAUGUGCAGAUGCAGGGACUGCCCAUGGUGGAUGCAAAGCCCCUGGAGGCAGAUCAGCCGCAUCCCAAGGAGCUGCCCUGCGAGGGGGAAGUGAACAGUGAGAACCUGCUGAGGCAGGCCAUGAGGAAUUCGGGGAUUGUCAUCGAGAGGGUGGCUCUGGAGGAGGUGCCGAAGCCGGAUGAACCUGUGGCAGCAGCUCCAGAAGAGCUGGAGAACAAAGGGAUGGAAGUAGAAGAGGAGCCGUGUGUGGAGCAGUGUGUUAAACUGGAAGGAGCAGAGUCUACACCUGCAGAAGGAACCAACGGGUACAAACGUUACGUUUGCUCUCACUGUAAUGAAGCCUUCAAUGAAGUUGCUGCCCUGGAAGCUCACAGCAAAAGUCACACAGAGUACAAACCUUUCAAGUGCGAGGAGUGUGGCAAGGAGUUCACCAAGGGCUACCUGCUGAAGAAGCACCAGGAGGUGCACGUGAACGAGCGGCGCUUCCGCUGCGGGGAGUGUGGCAAGCUCUACAAAACCAUCGCCCACGUCAAGGGGCACCGGCGCGUGCACUCGGACGAGCGGCCCUACGCCUGCCCCAAGUGCGGCAAGCGCUACAAGACAAAGAACGCCCAGCAGGUGCAUUUCCGUACCCACCUGGAGGACAAGCCCUACGUGUGCCAGUACUGCAGCCGGGGCUUCCGGGAGAAGGGCUCCCUGGUGCGCCACAUCCGCCACCACACCGGCGAGAAGCCCUUCAAGUGCUACAAGUGCGGCCGCGGCUUCGCCGAGCACGGCACCCUCAACAGGCACCUCAGAACCAAAGGUGGCUGCCUCCUUGCUAUGAAGGAGGUGGAAGAAGUGAUGGUGUCAGAGGAGAGUCAGUCUGCUGACAACUUGGCAGCCACAGUCCUUUCAGAAGACCCGCACACGGUUCUGGUGGAGUUCUCCUCAGUGGUGGCAGACACCCAGGAGUACAUCAUCGAGACUUCUACCGAAGACAUGGAGACCAGUGAAGCUACUGAAAUAAUAGAGGGAACAAGACAUGAGGUGGACAGCCACAUCAUGAAGGUGGUGCAGCAGAUCGUGAACCAGGCCAACUCGGGCCACCAGAUCAUCGUGCAGAACGUGACGGUGGCCGAGGGCGGCGCGGGCGCCGACGCCGCCGACACCAUCACCAUCGCCACCCCCGAGAGCCUCACCGAGCAGGUGGCCAUGACCCUGGCCUCGGCCAUCGGCGACGGCGCCGUGCUGGCCACCGACGGCGGCCUGGCCGCGCAGGAGGCCACCGUCACCAUGGUGGCGUCUGAGGACAUCGAGAUCAUGGAGCACACCGGCGAGUUCGUCAUCGCCUCGCAGGAGGGGGACGUGGAGGUGCAGACUGUGAUUGUGUGAGGGGUGGGAGUGCUCUCCUGGGCGCUGGGCCUGCCCACGCAGCCAGGGGACACUCAUGGGGCAGCGCAGGUCUGAAACGGGAUAGCACAGGUCUAAAAUGGGAUAGUGCAGGUCUAAAAUGGGAUAGGACAGGGCAGGUCCGAGGUGUUCUCAGUCUAAAACCAAUUCCAGGAGUUAAAGCCUUGGCCUGGUCACCCUGAGGAGACUGACAGGUCACAAGUGGCACUCAGUAUUCUGUACAGCAGCCUCGAAUGAAGGAAGAUCCUUUGGGAAUCAGCCCACUCUGCCCACCACUGGGACGGCAGUGGUCUGGCUUUUAAAAGGAUUCAGAAAGUGUAGCAAGUAUGUGGGGUCUCACAAGGGAUUUUUUUCAAUAUAUGCAUUUAAAACAAGUUGAGAAAACCAAACCUAAGGAGUUGUGGUGUGUGUUGAGCACCACGGAAACACUCUCAUGCCUUUAACCUCACUCCUUCAGGCCUCCCAAGGCACGGUACUGCAGUAUUUCUCCUUUCUUUGGUAUCCUGGACAAGUAGCCUUAUGUACUGGUCUGUGAAUGCAUCAUUGUACCCUGCAAUGCCAGCCAGGCUGCUCUGAGAGCCAGCCUGGGGGCUGGAAAGCCAUAUUGUAUAGGAAUUUGGUUUUUUUUAAACCGUAUUUGGAUUUUUAAUUGCAUAUUGUACAGAUUUGGCAUGUAAAUAAAUACAUUUUUAAAAAUAAAGUUAUUUAAAGUUCUUACUACA